This is a messenger RNA of Lotus japonicus, 648 nucleotides long. RefSeq lists its product as uncharacterized. The transcript has a single exon. The record is from RefSeq and is a predicted model, not a curated record. The coding region runs from base 1 to 648 and encodes 215 amino acids. Lineage: Eukaryota; Viridiplantae; Streptophyta; Magnoliopsida; Fabales; Fabaceae.
AUGUGGGCGGGUCAAGAACGGCUCAAAGACAAAUUUACGAGGCUUUUUCAGCAACAAGCAACUGUUUUUGCCAUGGGAUUUUGGGACAAUGGAAGCUGGACAUGGUCGUUCCAAUGGCGUAGAACAAUCUUGCCUAGAGAGGAGGAAAUUAUCCAGGAAUUUCUCUCCUUCUUACAUCAAGUCACUCUAGUUGAAGGACGAAUUGAUAAAUGGAUAUGGAAGGCGGCUGAGGAGGGCUCAUACACAGUAAAAUCUGCUUUUGAAGUGAUGCAAGACUUAGAGUUAGAGGAACCGAUUCCGGUGUUCCUUGAAUUAUGGAAAGGGGCAGCACCUUCCAACGUGCUAGCUUUCGGGUGGCGAGUUUUUUGGGGCCGGGUGCAAACAAAAGUAAACUUGCAAAGAAGGGGGAUUAUUACAAAUGGGGAGAAUACCUCAUGUGCCUUUUGUCAGGAGACGGAAGAAUCCCUAAAUCACCUCCUCCUCUUGUGCCCUUUUUCUCACCAAGUGUGGUCCUUAUGUCACCGAUGGCUAGGAGUUCUGACUGCACUUCCAGAUUGUGUUUCAGUGCAUUUCUUGCAGUUUGGCAAUGAUUUUCGCACUCUAAAACAGCAGGGUCUGAUGAAGACAGUUUGGCUAGCAAUAGCAUGA